Triticum aestivum (bread wheat) is the source of this 1893-nucleotide messenger RNA. RefSeq names its product ankyrin repeat and SOCS box protein 5. The transcript has 12 exons. Bases 228 to 1550 code for a protein of 440 amino acids. Gene Ontology annotation, molecular function: protein binding. NCBI's taxonomy places the organism in Eukaryota, Viridiplantae, Streptophyta, Magnoliopsida, Poales, Poaceae. The record is from RefSeq and is a predicted model, not a curated record.
CCCAUUGCGUCUCCCACCUGCAGCUGCAGCUGCAGGCGCACUACCCACUCCCCUUCCCGCCCCUAUUUCUCACUCCCGUCUCUCCCUUCCAUUUCGCUGCGCUUCCCCAACCUUCCCCUUCACUCCCACCAGAGCAGAGCACACCGCGAGAGACAGAGCAGACAAACCCUAGCCCGCCGCCGCCGCCGCCGGAGUUGGGAGAGGAGAGGGGGAGCGCGCGCGCGGCCAUGGACCUCCUCGAGAUCCCGCUGCCCAACAUGUUCGAGCAGCUCCUCGGCAAAGAUGAGGACACGUGGCCGCCGGAGGCGCGCUUCCUCGUCGCCGCGCACUACGGCAACGUCCGCCGCCUCAAGGAGAUCGCCAGGAAGCUGGACCGCAAGGGGAAGGCGGGGGAGGAGGCCACGGUGGCCGCCACCACCUACCGCGGCAUGAACGCGCUCCACGCCGCCGUCGGGGGCCAGGGCAAGCUCGCCGCCUGCCGCUACCUCGUCGAGACCGUCAGGAUGGACGUCAACAUGUGGGACUCCUCCCCAAGCAAGAAGACGCCCCUGGAGCACGCCGUGGACGGCAACAACCUGCCCGCCCUCAGGUACCUCCUCGACCAUGGCGCCGACCUCACCCAGGAAGAGGACGACGGCGACACUGUUCUUCAUCACGCUGCAAGGAGAGGGAGGUGUGAAAUAGUAAAGUUGCUGCUUGCUAGAGGAGCCGACGUUAACGGCAGCUCACAACACGGGACACCACUCCAUCUUGCUGCUGUUAAAGGGCAUGAGAGCACUGUGGAGGCUCUGUUGGAACACCAUGCAGAUGUCAACAAGGUUGUGCCUUCUAAUCUAGUAACACCUCUAAAGGCCGCAUUGUUAAGCGCUUCCACGCCUUGUGUGAAGUUAUUGGUUCAGGCUGGAGCUAAUGUGAAUGAUGUCAAUAAUUCCUUGGCAAGAGCUGCAAGCGAAGGCUUGACUGAAUGUGUGAAGUGCUUGCUGGAGGCUGGUGCAGACCCAAAUCGUCCUGAUGAGUGUGGUAGAUUCCCGAUAGAGUUAGCUGCUGUGUAUGGUACAAGGGAAGACGUUGAGCUUCUAUUUCCUGUCACCUCCCCAAUCUCAACUGUGGCAGACUGGAGCAUUGAUGGGAUAAUUAAUCAUGCCAAACUGGAGAGGUUGCAGCUGCAGGAUGAGGAUGUUCUUAACACAAGGAAGUCUGACCUGAAACGAAAAGGGGAUGAAGCAUUUGAAAAGCAGGAUUACACAAGUGCAUCAGAGUUCUACACACAGGCACUGAAAGUUGAUCCUUCUGAUGGCAAGAUGCUCGCGAGCAGGAGCCGCUGCUGGCUUCAGCUUGGCGAUGGACAAAAGGCUUUGGAGGAUGCAACCAGAUGCAAGAGGAGGUGCCCGGAGUGGGCGGAGGCGCGCCUUCGCCGAGGACAGGCUCUGAUGCUGCUAAAGGACUAUGAGAAAGCUUGCGAGGAGCUGUCGGGCGGCGUGGAGCUGGACCCCGAGAACGAUGAGAUGGACAAAUUGUUCUGGGAGGCGAUGGAACUGAAGAAGAAGUGAUGCCUGCCUGCGCGUCGCGAAACCGAAGCCCUUCUCUUUUUUUUGGCGUUUUCGUAGAUGGGAUGAUUAGAAACGCUCUCAGUCAGUAGUAGCAGCAGGUGGUGCCGGCAUUUUGCUGCUACUUAAGUUUGGCACAAUGGCACAAUGUGUCAUCUUGGUGACAGUCUUAAGACUCUAGAAUUCAGAGCAAAGUAGUUAAGUAGAUUAUCUAUCACUGGCAGCUUUUGGUAAGCUUGUGCUGAGCCCAUGCCCAUGCAACAACAUUUCUACUCUCACUGCAUCAUCCGGUUUGUGAGAGGAUGGUGGAUGGUAAUGGAUCGAAUUUGGUGGGAUUUUCUGUUGA